Molecule: messenger RNA, 672 nt
Organism: Triticum dicoccoides
Lineage: Eukaryota; Viridiplantae; Streptophyta; Magnoliopsida; Poales; Poaceae
Product: protein COFACTOR ASSEMBLY OF COMPLEX C SUBUNIT B CCB4, chloroplastic-like
Exons: 7
Coding region: 1-672 (223 amino acids)
Biological process (GO): cytochrome b6f complex assembly
Cellular component (GO): chloroplast
Source: RefSeq, a predicted model, not a curated record
AUGCAUGCAAUCCCUUCUUUCCAACUAACACGGAGCAAAGACACGCUCGUCCGCGCCCUCCCCAUCCUCAUCGGUGGCGCGUCACUCCUCGCCGUCCUCCUCAACCGUGUCGUUUCCGGCAUCGCCGCCGUCUCCGACGCCUCCAAUUCACAGUCGAGGGCCAACAUACUCACCUUGGCGCUCUUUGUAACUGAUAUCCUGGCCGGCCUUGUUUGGCUGUCAAUCCGCCCGAAAACCAUUUCUUCGGUCGCUCCUCGAGGUGUCGAUUGUAAGCGAGUACAUGAGGAUGUAUCAAGUUCUGCUCUUCGUGAACUACUUUGGACAUGGGAUUCCCUGAUGGUUGCAACUUGUUGCAAAAUUGGGGUUGCUGCUGCCUCUCCAGAAGAUGGUAAUGCUGUUGAUGUGGAUGCACAGAAGUUCAUGCAAGGUUCCCUUUACAAGAGUGCCAUGGAAUCCAAGAAACAAUCUUAUCUAGCAAAUCUUGCUUUGUAUCCUGGAAGGACUGAGCUACCAUUUCUGCCAAAUAACACACAGGCCCUAAUAUUGCAGCCAAUUGGUGAUAAAGGAAUUGCAGUUAUUGGUGGUGACACUACAAGGGCGUUCACUAAUCUUGAUAAGGCAUGGAUUGCUAUGAUUGCAGACAAGUUGGAUGCUACAUUGUCAAAGCCUUAA